AUGCCGGCUACAAAAACAGAACUUCUGGAUUCUGUGCAAAAUUACGUCACAUUAUUAAAGAAAAAAACACCGUUCGCAGAUAAUCGUCCCAGUCGCCACUGGUACGAGAGUUUCAGGAAACGACAUCCUCAACUGACCUUAAGAAAACCUCAAAAUUUAAGUACGAGUAGAGCAGCUGUGUCGAAGGAAGACCUACAAGAAUGGUUUGAGGAACAAGAAAAAUAUUUAAGAGAGAAAAACUUGUUAGAUAUUCCUUCAAGCAGAGUUUUCAAUUGUGAUGAGACGAAUAUUGUCUUAUGUCCUGAGUCAGAAAAAGUCAUCACGGAGGUAGGCGCUCGUUCUGUUUACAGGAUAGUCGAUUCUGAGAAAGAAAGCCUCACUGUCUUAUUCAUGUAUUCUGCAAAUGGAAUUCGUGUUCCACCCAUGCUUAUGUAUUCUUACCAAGGUGUGAUACCAAAAAACAUUGUUGAUAACACACCAAAAGGAUGGGGUAUAGGUGUAUCAGAAAAUGGUUGGAUGACAACCGAGACCUUCUACGAAUACAUAACGAAUGUGUUUUACCCAUGGCUUGUACAAGAAAAAAUUCAAUUUCCAGUGAUCAUUUAUCUUGAUAAUCACUCUUCGCACAUAACUAUACCUCUUGUAAAAUUUUGUAGAGACAAGCAAAUUGAAAUAAUUGGUCUUUUCCCAAAUUCAACACACGUCAUGCAGCCACUUGACAUAUCAUUCUUUAAUCCUUUUAAAGUAGCUUGGAAAAAGCUGUGCCGAAGUGGAAAAUUUUGA
Messenger RNA from Leptopilina heterotoma, 783 nucleotides. Its product is annotated as MFS-type transporter clz9-like. The transcript has a single exon. The record is from RefSeq and is a predicted model, not a curated record. Gene Ontology annotation, molecular function: DNA binding. Bases 1 to 783 code for a protein of 260 amino acids. Gene Ontology annotation, cellular component: nucleus. Lineage: Eukaryota; Metazoa; Arthropoda; Insecta; Hymenoptera; Figitidae.